Molecule: messenger RNA, 3132 nt
Organism: Paramuricea clavata
Lineage: Eukaryota; Metazoa; Cnidaria; Anthozoa; Malacalcyonacea; Plexauridae
Source: the annotation of a GenBank genome assembly
AUGAGGUACGACUCAAUUAUUCGCAACGUAAACUUAUGAGAAUGUUUCAUUUGUAUCCUAAUUUCCAAAUGAAUUAACAAAAAAAUGAGUAAUUAAUUAAAUUUUAGACUUUUUUUCUUAUCAGGCCUUUUAAUUCAUUGACACAAGUCAUCCGACAUUGUCGCGAGGUUCAUUUGAAAGGGCCGCCGAGACGUGUUGAGUUUCAUGAGCGAAGCAAGUAAGUCAUAAUUUGUGAGCGCCUGUUGACAGCUGUAAAAUUAGCACUGGUAAUUUGCGUCCACAUUUUCUCGCGCCUUGAGGUGGAGUUGCACGAGCAACAAAAUUGCUGCAACUUGCAACAAAAUCUGAUUUCAACGCAUGUUGAUUGAAAAUGUUUACACAUAAAUUACAAAUCACAAGGCAACAUGUGUCGACAUUUCUACUUAACAUGCGUUGAAAUCAGAUUUUGUUGCAAGUUGUAGCAAUUUUGUUGCUCGUGUAACUCCAGCUUUAGUGUUCAUUGAAAACCCACCUAUGUAUAUUAACGUAUGUGUGAUUUCUAGGAAUUAUUUCCCUAAGAACCAGGCCCCAGUGCAACCUGAACGACCCGCUCCCAGUCCGGUAUCGACCAAUCUGAAUCAAGCACCAGGUAACCAAGCCUUCGUGGGUGUGGUACCCUCACCUACCCCAAGUAAUGUUUUGGGAGGUGGUCCGUCGAUCAAUAUGAACUCAAAUCUACUGGAUCAGCAAUUCUCUAAUGUCAUGAGGAUGCCCACUCCUGCCUUGGCGCAAAGUAUGUUUGUUGUUUUGUUUUGUGGAUGUUGUUGUUAGUUAGGGUAUGUGACUUUCACAUAGAACACUUCAAAGUAGGUUCACAUUCACAAAUAUACAUAUUAAUAUAUGGCUAUAAAAUUUAUAUUUUAAUCUAGAUAUGAUGAAUCUAACGAAUGCUUAUGGUAAUCAAGGCAUGUCAACACUACCAUCGCAAAACACAGUAAAUCUUCAAAGAUCUCCUGCUAUGAUGAACGGCUCGCCUUUGCCCGCUGGCGCAGUCAACCAGUUCGCACAGAUGUCUUCUAUGGGUAAGAAUCACAAACUAAAGUUUAUUUAUUUAUUUAGUAUGCUUUGCCAAUUACGCACAAUCUGCAAAAAUACAAACACAAGAAUAUAUAACUUAUCAAUCAUGGUAUAGGGUAUAUGCUACAGGUUACACCAAUUAAAUUUACAGCAGCCCUUACAGAACGAACAUGACACAUUCUUCAUUAGAUCUUUAAUAUAAAAAGGCCAGUUUACACCCAGGAAAACCCUCCGCAGGAUAGGAACGGAAAGAAAAGUUGCAUAGUGCUGAAGUCGUUAGUUCCAACGCCGUAAAAUGUUCCCGAGUGGAAAUUGGCCUAUAAUGAAGCUUAAGAAAACGAACACAGGGACACACAAGUUUCUAGUGAGUUCUGAGUUUUACCAUCCUUUUGAUGCAUGGGUCUCUAAUUACAGGGCAGCAAGUGAUGGUCUAUUUUACAACUGUGAAAUCUAAAUUGUAGGAGCAAGCGAAUUCAACCACUUUUCAGUUUUCUAAAUAUGUGCUUCCAAAUGCAAGACCACUGUGCAUAUAAUGAAAUAAGUAUAGAUUAUUUUCUCUCUCUCUCUCUCUCUCUCUGCACGCUGCACGAUAAUGCUUAAUAGGGAAACCCAUCAACUCUUUUUCUCUCUUUUCUUUAGCAGGUUCAAACAUGGCGCAGCAACAGUUUGCUAACACUUUACAACAAUUCUCAUCGGCGUAUCAACAACAGCAGCAGCAGGAGCAGUUGCCUCCACCCUACCCCAACGUGCCUCUCGCGCCACAACAAACACAAAUGAGUCAGCCUAGACCUCAAGCACCCCCGCAGAACGCAAUGUUUCCCAUGCAAAGACCACAACCCAUGGAAACGCAGACCACUGAUAUACAGGUACGUCUGAUAUAAAACUAUAACUGGAUGGUGCUGACACAGUCACUGGGGUUCAAUCCCGCACUACGCAACAGACCUUUCCCCUUUUGAGUGAAAUUUUGAUCUAGACAAGUCUGGACAAAAUUUCAUCACAGCUUGAAAGAGCAUCACAAAAUUAGUAAUAUUCCGAAGUUUCGUUGCGAAAUGUUGUAAAAUGCGGAUAAUAUAGCCUUGCGAAGUUUGCCAUUUUUCAGUCAUUUUGCAUUACAAACGGGAAUGAUCAAAACUGAUUAUCAGAUGAUCAAACUGAUUAUCAAUUUCCAUUUGUAAUGCAAAAUGACUGAAAAACGGCAAACUUCGCAAGGCUAUAUUAUCCGCAUUUUACAACAUUUCGCAACGAAACUUCGGAAUAUUACUAAUUUUGUGAUGCUCUUUCAAGCUGUGAUGAAAUUUUUGUCCAGACAUAUCUAGAUCAAAAUUUCACUCAAAAGGGGAAAGGUCUAUUGUUUGAUUAGAAGGAAGAACAUUUGAAGCGGAGUUAAACUAAAAUUCUUCCAGGAAAAUUCUACUCUGCUGUUUGCCGUUGCUCUCAUUCGUGAAACUCCCUACUUACAAGAGCACUCGUGGGUGGGAUGUGCCUUACUGGAUCUCUAGGGAGAAUAAUUUCGAAGUGAUAUAGCUAUACUGUGUGUGCAUAUCAUUCUUUAACUAUUUUGAAUAUAGAUGGCUCCAUUAUUUCAUUCUCCGCCACCUCGUCAACAGAGACUUCUCCAUUCUGACGCAUAUCUCAGGUGAGAUGAUAAAAACCCAUUUAUAAUUAGAUGAUGAUACCAAUUUUUGCGUGCGCAUGAUGAUUUAAAUUUGCGUGCAUUCUGUAGUAGAAUCAGGGCGCUUGCCUAUAAUAGGCACCCUGAAUACAAUAAUUUCACGUCGCGAGCCUAUUUUCAAAUUACCCAUUACGAUAACCACUUCGACGUACAUAUCUGGUAAUUUCUGAUUUCCUAGGUAUAUCGAAGGCUUGCGUGAUGGUACGCCACAUUUAAGUAACUGGAACCCAAACAAACCCGAUGUAACAAAGCUCACUCCACAGCAACAAUCGCAACUCCCCGUCCAGUGGUUAGGCUCAGCUUAUAACCCACAUUCCUCGACGGUUGAAGCGUUGUGGGCUCUCAGAGAACAUAUGCUGAAUGAUACUUUGAAGCUGGCCAAGUUUUCACAGGACACUACCUGA